AAAAAUAGAAAAAUCCACAACCUAAAUAAAUUAUUUUUAUCAAAAAAAUAGACAGAUUCCGUUUCUUAUCCGACACAGUGAAGUGGAUUGAAGUGAAGAAAGAAACAACCACCGAAAAUGUCGGCAGCGCUUCCUCCACCAGCUUCAUCUCUCAAACUAACGGCGACAACCUCUUUCCCAUCCCCACGAGCACUCUUCCUCGCUUUACGCAAACCCCAAAUUUCCAUUAUCCCGCGUGCCACUCCUGACUCCGACGCUGACUCAUCAACCGAACCCGACUCCGCCCCCUCCUCGGACACCUCAGCCGAAUCCGACCCAUUCGAAUCCCGUCUCUCCCAAGUCCGCCUCCGUUACCGAAUCGGAGCCGGCAAGAAAGCGGAGCGCCGAAAAUCAAAGAAAUCCGGAUCCGUAUCCACUUCGUCGUCUUCCUCCUCCAUCUACCUCCCUCCGGUGCCUUUAAAAGAGGCGAUUUCAAAUGGGUUGAAAGUGGAUUUCGGGUUUAGCCCAUAUAGCGAGAGAAUAAACGGACGGAUCGCGAUUCUCGGGUUGACGGCUUUAGUUUUAGUGGAAUUGGCUACGGGUAAGAGCGUGAUAAGUUAUCAUACGCCAGCAAUUAUCUUUAUUCAGAUUUAUUUUGUAGCUGCAGUUGGGGCUUUGUUCGUUAAGUACGAGAAAGAAAAAGUUAGUGUUUGGCCACCUUCUCAAUCUUCUUCACCUCAAAAAUGAAAAAAAAAAUUGUACUUUUUUGGGGUUUUUAGUUAAUAUGAAGUUAAUUUGUAAUUUUAUAAUGUAAUAAAUUGUGAUUUAUUAUGAGUAUUUAUUAAGAACGAUGUUUUAGUUUUUGCCA
This is a messenger RNA of Gossypium raimondii (Peruvian cotton), 847 nucleotides long. RefSeq lists its product as uncharacterized. The record is from RefSeq and is a predicted model, not a curated record. The transcript has a single exon. Lineage: Eukaryota; Viridiplantae; Streptophyta; Magnoliopsida; Malvales; Malvaceae. The coding region runs from base 118 to 726 and encodes 202 amino acids.